Molecule: messenger RNA, 6195 nt
Organism: Acanthochromis polyacanthus (spiny chromis)
Lineage: Eukaryota; Metazoa; Chordata; Actinopteri; Pomacentridae
Gene: gon4la
Product: gon-4 like a
Biological process (GO): regulation of DNA-templated transcription
Cellular component (GO): nucleus
Molecular function (GO): transcription coregulator activity
Source: RefSeq, a predicted model, not a curated record
UUACAGGAAGUGUAGUUUUGAAGCGGUGCCUUACGGUUGUGGCGGUCCGAGCUGCACCGGAGACGCUUGACCGUUAACCCGCGGUACUGUGAGCACAACUGGAUCGGACACUGAUCAGGGAUCUGCCUCCAUCUGAAGGAGCAGCCUGUCACGGCAGGUUAGCUGUCUGGAGCUGGAGUUCUUUGGACACUCAGGCGGGACUGAACACAGACUCCGACGGAGCUGCUGGUCAGAAGCUAACAGCAGCUAACUGCUAGCGGACAGUGGCUAUCAGCACCGGCUAACUAGCUGCGAUAACUCAACACAUCGGUGUGUUACUGUGUUUGGAUGCUAACAGCAGCAGAGAAGUGCUUCACAGCACCACAGAAACAAACCAGGUCAGAGGUCAUGUUUCUCUACAAUGAACGCGGCCCGCAAACGCCUCAAACUCAGUGCGCCCAAACUGCAGUCUGCCGCCGACAGCAGCACCAGCUCCCAUGAUGCUUUGCUUCUUCCUCCUCCAGCUCCUGCUGGGGGUGGAGCUGAGGAGGCGGCGGACGAGGGAUACCUGCUGGUCAUGGAAAACACCACCGACUCCAGCCUCGUCAUCACUAUGGAGGACAGCCAGGUGGAGGUGAAGGCGGCGAGGAGGAAGGCAGCGAGGAAGAGGAGCAGGAAAGUGACUAAUGAUGAGGAGAGUGGCGGAGCCUUGGAGAGCGAGGAGGAGGAGGAGGCUGAAGUGGACGUGGAGAUCGACAGACAGCUGGACCAGUCACUGGAGACAAAGUCCAAACAACACAACCUGACCACUGUGAAUGUCAGAAACAUCAUCCAUGAGGUGAUCACUAACGAGCAUGUGGUGGCCAUGAUGAAAGCAGCCAUCAACGAGACGGAGGCCGUCCCUCCCUUUGAGCCUAAAAUGACUCGAUCCAAGUUUAAAGAGGUGGUGGAGAAAGGAGUGGUGAUUCCAGCCUGGAACAUCUCUCCCAUCAAGAAGGCCAGUGACGCCCACAAGGCUCCUCAGUUCGUGGAUAUUCCUCUGGCUGAAGAAGACUCCUCGGAUGAAGAGUACCGCCCAGACGAGGAGGAUGAAGAUGAGACUGCUGAAGAUACGUUCCAGGAGAGCGACAUGGAGAGCACAACUUCGUCACCCAGAGGGAGUCGCCUUAACCGAGUGGAUGAGGAGAGCUCCAGCCCCUGGCAGACUUCUCGAAGCCGAUCUAGACGUCUGAGGGCAGGGCCUGUCUCAAUGGGACCUCCCCCUCCACCCAAAGCCCCACCUCCUAAAACUGUGACUGACAGCACAUUCCUGGAGAAGCUUCAUGCUGUGGAGGAGGAGCUAGCUGUUUGUAUGGAGCCCUACCAGCCUUUGUCUGAGUCAGAGGAUGAGGCAGGUCUGAUGGCGUACCGGACUCGCUCCAAGCGUCCUCUCCGGGACAUUCCACUCGGUCAGCUGGAGGCAGAGCUCCGUGCUCCUGACAUCACACCUGACAUGUAUGACUCCAGCUCCGCCCAUGAGGACAGGGAGUGGACUGAUUGGCUGAGAGGCCUUAUGACCUCAGACGUGGACAACGAAGAGGAGUGUGAUGAUGAAGACGAUCCAGAGUACAACUUCCUGGCUGAUAACGAUGAACCUGAUCUCGAGGAUUACCGUGACGACAAGGCUGUCCGCAUCACCAAGAAGGAGGUGAACGAGUUGAUGGAGGAGCUCUUUGAAACGCUAAAAGAGGACCUGGCUGGACAGGAGGUGGACGAUGAAGGCCACGAGGAAGAGGAGGAGCCACAGGAGGAAACACACAUUGUACAGACACACACACAGCAGCAGCACACGGCGGUGGCUGAAGAUGAGCAGGAGGAUGGACCAAUCACAGAGCAGCGUACUGUGAAGCAGCAGCUGGCUUUGAUCAGGAGGAGACAGACACAUGCACCGAAUAACACACAUUGUACAGAACCGCACACGCUGAGGCUGAAUGCACAACAGAAGACAUGCCUACAGCAGCAGCUACAGCAGCAUGUCCAGCUGCUGACUCAGGUCCACCUGUUGUCUUUACCUGUGUCCAAACUGCAGAGUGAGGCUGAGACUAGCCGACAGUUCCUGUUUGAGCUGAACAUUUUGGCACAGCGUGGCGAGUUGAUCCGGUCUACAGAUCGCCCUGGUUUCUGCAGCGCCUUCAGAGCCUCCAACCUGCAGGGGGCGCUGCAACUGCUGGAGGAGCUGCGUCAGGCUCCCAUCAGCUACCAGCCACAGCUCCGCCCACCAGACGCCAGAGGAUACAUGCGAUCAUUCCCCGUCAUGCCGGCUGAGCUGGCCUGGAUCUUUGCCACCCGUCCAGUGUUCCUCUACCCAGAGCUGCUGCCCUGCGCCAGCCUUGACCCCAACCUGUACUGCCCCCGCAGGACGGCAGCGUUCACUGCAGCUGAGGACUGCCUGCUGGUACUCGGCCUCAGGAACAUGGAAGGAUCAUGCGACCCUCCAAAGCUGGUGUCUCAGUUCCUGCUGAGGAAGACUUUGGUCCAAGUACGACGAAGAAUCUUGCAGUGUUGCAGACCUGGUUUCCCUGACAACAUCGUCAAGGCCUUCAGGUAUCAGCGGCUGCUCUGGUCGAUGCCGGUGGCCUGUCGUCAUGUGGAUCCGGCAGAGCAGCGCCCCCCUGUGGAGAGAGAGGAGAGCGUCAUGCCUGUGUGGCUGGUGCGGAGUCUUCCCGUCAUCUUCCCGACCAUCAGCCGCUACAACACACCUUCUGGCUCCGCCCCCGAGGUGCUGCCGUCCUGCAGGGGGAGUGGGGUCCGUCAGAGUCAGCUGACCUUCCUACGCUCCGCCCCCAGCAGCUACAGCUUCCCCCCAGCUGCCAGUACCCGCCCCACCUCCCAGAUCACCUGGGCUUCAGACGAAUCGGCUUCGUGCUGCUGCAGCAGCCCCUCCCCCCUCCACCUGCUGACUCCUGCACGUCACCUCCACCUGCUGACUCCUCCACAUCACCUCCACCUGCUGACUCCUCCACAUCACCUCCACCUGCUGACUCCUCCACAUCACCUCCACCUGCUGACUCCUGCACGUCACCUCCACCUGCUGACUCCUCCACAUCACCUCCACCUGCUGACUUCUCCAAAUCACCACCGCCUCCACGAGCGCCGCUCCAACGCCUCCUCCAAACCAGGACUGACAACCCCGCUGACACCACGUCCUCCUUCAUCUCUACUGACCAGACAGCGAAUCAAACGCCACUGUCAGAUGCUGGCAUGUCUGAGGAGGAGUGGAGUGACCCCACCUUCUGCUGGGAGGAAUGCCCUGAACGCCACGCUGCCACCUCCUCCUGAAGGCCCCUCCUCCUUACAGCUGUUGGCAGAUGAUGUCAUCAGAGUGGAUGAAGAAGAGGAGGAGGAGGAGGAAGAGGAGGGUGACAUCCUCCUAACUUUGUCUGAAUCUUCGUCCAGCACUGCAGGAAGUGAUGAUGACCUGGAGGAGACGGAGAUAGACAGGAAGCAAGAACAGACUCUGCCAUCCGGGGAAGAAGAUGGAGGAACAUCUUCAGAUGAAUCCAGAGCCUCUGUCGUCCCGCUGCAGGAGAAGGCGGAGUCAGCUGACAGCGAUGGAGACGAUCAGUCGGAGGAUGUGGCCUUUGCUCAGGACUACCUGCACAGAGUGUGUGACGCCAUACAGGUGAGCACAGGUCUCCCGGAGCAGCUGCUGCAGGUUCUGGAUGAGUUUUCAGCUGCGGGGCCCCUGGAGGCCCCUGAGGUUCUGUACAGCAAACUGAGCAGCAUCCUGCAGCCAUGGCCUCAGUUGCUCAGAGACUUCGCCGCAUUUCUGAACUGCAGACAGGCACAGCGCUGCAGUCUGCUGUUAGAGCAGCAGCUGUUUGAACGCAGCCGACGGUUUCUUCGGCGACUGAGGCGGAGCCUGGGAGAAAGUUCCACCCUCUACCAGCAGGUGGUGUCAGUGUUGCAGGGAAGCCCCGCCCCCUCACCUGAAGACAUGGACCAGCUCUCAUCUCUGCUCAGACUCCACCCACACCUGCAGCAGGAAGUCUGUGACUUCUUCUCACAGCUAAACGCCCCUUCGUUACCCAAAGCAACCAGUGCCGACACAGACUGCAUUUCCCACAAUCCUCCAGACAAGAACAUAGUCAACCUUCAGAGAGCCAAUGACAGAGAGGAGGGUGCAAAGCCACGAGUUACUGGGGCCAAAAACAACAAGAUGAAGGCGAACGGAGGAGAGGUGGUCACCUGGACACGUGAUGCAGACCGACUCAUCCUGACGACGUGUCAGCAGAGAGGAGCCAGUCAGAGCACGUUCAGACAGGUGUCUGCCCAGCUGGGAAACAGAACAGUCCAACAGGUUCGCCUUCGAUUCCAGAACCUCAUGAAGCUUUUCCACUCGACCCACAAGUCCACCUGCUCCUCAGAGAAUCGGCCAAGCAGACAAGACGUAGCUCCGGACUGACCAAUCACAGACAGGUUCAGAGCUGACACUGAUCCAGAUCUGCUGCAGCAGGAUCGAACCUGUGACACGACAGUUAGAGGAUGAAGUCCAGCAGAGAAAGAACAUUUGUAGAGCACAUUUACAGAGUUCUGGAUCUGAACUUUAAAGGUUGAAUCUCCUUCUCAGAAUUUUGUUCUGGAGUCCAUCCUCGAUGGUUCUGGAGUUACUCAUACAGUUGUUCUUUCUGGGCUUCUCUAGGAUUUGGUCAGGUUCCGGUUUGGGUUAGCCUAACCCUUCUGCACACAGUUCAGAAACUUGAAUUCAGCUCAAAGACUCCAGAACACAUCACUCGGAUUGAGUCCAGAACCAUUUCUGCAGCAGUGUUAAAACUGCAGAACAUGUUCUAUAUUCAGAACCAUCAUUCUGGAUGUAGGGAUGGAGUCACAAGGCCAGUUCUAAGCUAACUCAGAGGAACACUUAGGAGUUCUUUGGACUGUUCCUGUUCGGAUCACCAGUUCAGGACCUCUUUGUAGAUCUCUGUUUUCAUGAGAUUCCAGAAGGAACCAGAACAGAUCUGAAAGAGAACUUCAAAGCUCUACAGCUUUGUUCCAGUUUUGACCCACAAGUUGGUUCCAGGAAGUCUAUUUAAAUUUAUUUAUUCUUAAUUUAAGUCCUCUGAUGUCAUAGAGGGGCGGAGUCUUGGUCACACGAUUUAGAUGAGGGGCUGCAGGUUUGGUUCUCGCAGCUUUGUGUUGGUUUGUUUUUUUCUUUUUGCUAUGUUUUGUCCUGAAGGCUCAGGUGUGACACUUGUGUGAUGUCAGCAGGUGAUGGUCAGCUGAUUAAAUGUAAACAAACAUCUGGAUCUGCAGAAACGUUUCGGCAUCAAGCAGCUCAGCAGUAAAACAGAAACAUUUGUACUGAAGCAGUUUGUCCUCCACUGAUGCUUUGGGACCUUAUUUACUGGUUAGUGAAGGUUGUGUGAACAUUCUAUGAAGGUUUUGUGGAAACGUUUAUUCAUAUUGAAUACAGAAUCAUCAAAAAACUUUUUUGCUUUUUUCAAACCAUUUUUAUUUCUGUUUGUAAAUGGAUGUUUCUGUUUUAAAAGCAUUUUAAGGAUGAAAUAUGAUGUGAAAAUGACCGAUCAGCUGAUCGGAAAGAAAAUAAACAUUUAAAUCAACAUGCUGUGUGUGAAAUGACAAAAUAACUUCAUAGGGUUCUAGUUUUGUGAUGUCAUUUUGUUGGGAGAAUGUCUGCAUUAGAUUUGUGUACAAGUACUAAACACACUGACAAAUCUUGUGCAAUAAACAUUAUGAAAUAAAAUGUAUGUCAACAUCUCACCGAAACUACAGAUUUCAGAAAAUCAUGUUCAAGCACUUAAUCAGACCGACUGGUAAUUACUGUGGUCUGGACCAAUCAGCUGUUUUGUCUCUAAAAUGUCAGAAAAAAAUUAAACUGGAUCAGAGUUUCCUCCAAUAUCUUGUUUUGUCCAAAGAUUGUCAGUUUACUGUCAUGGGAGGAGAAACUGAAACACAGAAUUGACAGUGUUUUUAUUUAAAAAUUACAAACUGAUGAAUUAAUCACCCAAAUAGCUGGCAAUUCAUUUAUUAGCUGAUGGCUAGUAAAUUAAUUGCUGCUGCUUUAACACAGGGACACUUUUAUAAAAUGUUGCUAAUGAAGUGGGAUUUGCAGGAAUCCAUGUUAGUGCAGCUCUGCAGUAAACAAAUGUUUACAUUCAUGCUCUUCUUUUAAGCAUGUUUUAAAAUCUUGGAAAUAAACUUUCGUUUUUGAAUGUU